UGAAAAGAAAACUAGUAAUUCUGAGUGUAUCGUGCAGUGUUAAUUGUAAAACAACUAUAAGUGUAACACAAUAAAUAUUACAUGGAUAAAGCCGUCACUUGAGGUUGUAAAGAUAUGGAUUCACACAUACUAAAUAUGUAUCAUCAGACUUCUUAUCGCACAAUUGGACAUAAGAUAUUGCGCUCCACUAGCAACUCAAUCUCAUCAGAAGGCAGUUGCAAUCAAAAUAGUCCAGAAUAUACCCAAAUCCAGCAAUCUGAAUUUAGAGAACAGUCUGAAGAUGAUUCUAAUGGGGCUCAGGAUUGGUGUGUGAAUAAUAAUCAAGAAGUAAAUACAACAAAGUCAAGUCAUGAUACCAGUUCUGAUGAAGAAGAUGAAGUUGGUGAAAAUAUUGAAAUAUCUGAAGUACCUUAUAGCCAUCAUGCUUCAGAGUAUCACAUAAAUGCAUCUGAGGGGGAUAAUAUUGAGGUCUCCUCACUCGUAGAGGGAGAUGAUUAUGAUAUCAUUCAAGUAUAUGCUGUAGAUCCUAAUCUAGAUCUAGAAGCUUCAUCGGAUGAAGAAGAUAUUUCGUAUCAGGGUGUUGAUAAUACAGAUGAAGAAAGCUGUACUACAGACAGUAAUAAAAUUAAUGAUCAUAAUGGUUAUGCUCAUCAAGAAGACAGCACUCCAGACACAACUCAUGAUGUCUUAAAUAUAAGUUUAGAUGCACCAGUCGUCUCCAAUGUAGAUGAAUAUUUCAUUAGUACUAAAAACUUAUUGGAUAUUAAAGAUGAACCUAUUGUUAAAGAUGUAGAUGAAUAUUUUAUAAAGAACGCUGGCCCCGAAUCUACAACAAAUGUGGAUGAUUUCUUCAUUAAACAUAAUAUACCUGAACAUAUAGAAACAUCUACAAAGUUUCACAUAGAAAAACAGGUACCGAAUGUUGACGAGUUUUUUGUGACUGACACAAAACAAGAAAAUCAACAGGAUAACAAUGAACCAGAUCCCAAUACUGAUAGCACAAUUAAUGAGUCAGAUUUAGAUGUUCUUCCCAAUAUAGAGGAUAUAAAGAGAUAUCUAUUAGAAGACAUACCAUGCUCUAAAUUUAAAAAUGCUCAAAGGUCAUGCUCUGUUCCACAUUCUCCUAUGAAUAUUUGUAUUGAUGCUGAUGAAGCAAAAACGAGUUUGAGCUUCGAAGAUUUAAACUUAGAUCUAUCUGAUUUGUCUUUUGACAAUGAAAAAGAUAAAAGUGAUAAUAGUGGAACUAAAUUGGAUGAAAUUCCAUGUACACUUACUGAUGAGGAUGUCAAUAGUUUUCUUAUUACUAAUAAAACAGAAUUUACUACUGCUGUAAAAAAUGAAGAUGACUUUAGUCAUCAGGAUAUGGAGAUAGAACAUCCAAUAGAAUCUUCAAUACAGGGCUUACCUGAAAUUCCAAAUAGAAAUAGUAUAGAGGUACUAUUUCUUUCCCCAAUUACUAAACCAGCGGUUCUGGAUUUUUGUAUAGAAAAGUCUAUGACUAAAAAGGAUAUAAAUGAUGCAAAGACUGAAUUGGACGAUUUUGUAGAUGUUGAAUCCUACAAUGAUGCUGUUAUACCAGUUUUAGAGGCAAAUAAUUUGAACUCCUUAUUGGAACAGUUCGAGGCUACUGAACAAUUAAAUACGAAAAAGAAGUCAACAUCAAAAUUAGAAGAGCAGAGAAUAAAAACUUUAAACAAAAGCAGUUUGACAAAUGGUAUGCGGCUACAGGAUGCGGGAGUUCAAUUGAACAAAGCUAAGAUGCGGCGAAUAUUGAUGCCGUCGGCAAUAAAUUCAAGUGGCAGUAAAUCGCCGAGCCCUGUGCGAUCAGACCACGACUACUGCUCGUCGAAAAAACGACACAGUAUGCCCAAUGUGAAGGGAGGACAAAGUCUACUUAAACCUGAAGUGUUGUCUAGUAACAGCAGAAUAUUAAAUUCUAGGCAUAGGUCUUGCAAAAAUAAAAAAAUUGUCUAUCACCUAAGUAGUGAUGACGAAAGUGAAAAGUGUAAUAAUAAUUCGAAAACUAAGAAAACAUUAAAAAGUGACGAUAGUGACACUAAAAAGAAAUCUAGUGGUAAACAAUGUGUUAAACCAGUAAUAUUGACAAUUAAUCGUAAAAAUCUAUCACCAACCCAUAAUGUCGGUAAUGAUGGUUGUAUUAAAAGUAACAAUUCUGUGAUGAACAAAAGUGCUUGUAAAGCAAGUGAUAAUUCUUUUAGUCAAAAUUCUAAUGGUAGUAUUAAGUUAACUAUUAAAAAUAAAUCUGAAGUUAUUCUUAACUGUGAUGAUAAAGACUCUCAGAAAGAUUAUACUGAUAAACCUAAAUCUAGUAAUGUGAGUGAUAAAACUUUAAACUGUAUUGUAAAUAAGUCUGCAAAGGAUAUAAAAGAAUUAGAUUCUAAUAAAAAUAAAACAAUACCUAGUAAUAUAAUUAUUAAAGAAGAAGCCCGUCCAAAAGAUAAAGAAGAGAAUUUUUACACAGCUCUAUUUAGUAAUAAACAAGAUGUACAGAUCCCGCAGUCAAUGCAACUGAAGGGCGAGAAGAGAUUGUUUGAAGAAGAACUGCAGAGGAUAUCUGAGGUAUCAAUAAAAAAGGACGUGGACCAGCCUGUGAAGAAAAAGAAACUGAAUCUUCAAGAAUAUAAAAUGAGGAGAGUUACCUCAAAUAAUAGUUCAGCAACAGUGAGCCCAGAAGCUAUAUUCCCGGAUAUGCCCAAUUUGAUAUUGGAUAAAAGUAAAACAGUUUUAAAUCAAACAUCAUUACUAAAUAAAGCAAUGCAACCAAAAGAAAUUGCACCCAAAGAUGUUUUUGAUCCUAUUAGAGAAGCUUCUAGAAAGAUUCUUAUGAACACAAAGAAACAGAAAGCUGAAGCUAUGAGGAAAAGAGAUGAAGAUAUAGUAAUGAGUAAAAUUCCCAAGGUGCAAAAUUUAGAACUUCAACCAUUAAUAAGUGAUGCUGAGAUGAUGAAAAUUGUAGGUAUGAAUGCAGCUGAAAAAUUGCCAAUACCAAUUGUUCCCGAGAAGCCACAAAUGCUUUCUGAUUAUGAUGAAAUCAUUAUGGUUAGUGUUGGCACAAACACUGAUGAAAAUGUAUUCCAAAAAAUUGAUAGAAGUUAUGAAAAUGUGAGCAGAAAAUCUGAAUCGCCACCCUCUGAUACAAAGUCGUUAAUUAAUUUUAAAAUAAAAAAAAGUGAUCAUAUCCUAAAACAAAAUGUAUUUGAUACAGUAAAAAGAAACAGAAGGAGCCCAGAUAAUAUCAGGAAACAUACUGAUACCAAAAUUGACAAAGAAAGAUAUAAAGAUAUAACAGCAACAUUGAAAAGUGUCGGAAAACAUGUUGAUACUAAAAUAUCUAGUAAUUCAUUAUUUGCUAGCAUUCAAGAUGUGGUUAUGAAAAAGGCCCCAGAAGAAAAAGAAACCAAACGCUCUAAGUCAUGUUCACCCACGGAAAGGAAAUCCAAAUUUGAUUACUCAUACAUUAAAACGGUUAUAGUUUGUGAUUACGAUGCUAAAGCCGAUCAUGGUGAGGAUAAAGUUAUAUUACAUCUGGAGAAGAACAGAAAUAAACCUGCCGCUAAAAAUAUUAUAGUGCAAACAGAUACAGUAGGAGAUUUCCCUGAAUUACCUACCAUGACAACUAACAUGUCUAUAUCUAAAGAUAGACACAAUACUAGAAAGAGAACUGAUAGUGAUAUGUCAAUGUCGAGCGAGGGUAGCCCGGAUCGAAGUGAAGAGUUCAAACCGACAAGCCCAAAACAUCAACAAGAACCAAAAGUUGAGACCAAAAUUGCUAUAAAAAAGUCAGAAGUGAGAAUAGACAAGGGUUCACAUUCAAAAGAGAGGAGAUCAAGAUCGAAGGAUCACUAUGAUUCAAAAUACAGACGUAGAUCACGAUCGGUAUCUCGCGGUCGCAGAAGACGAAGAUCUCAUAGCAGAAAUCGAUCACGCUCACGUGGUAGAUACCGACGGUAUAGACAUUCAGAUUCUCCAUAUAAGAGGAGACGUCGUUCUCGGUCAUCAUACCGUCGCAGAACGCCUUCCAAACGAAAAGACCGUAAAAGACCAUCACGUUCGCCCCCUAAACGCGACGAACCUACUCUAUCUAGAAGUCCACAAUCAAAAAAACCUAAACUAAAUCCUGUUUUUGUCACUAAUGAUGUUGAUAAGAAAUCUAAUGAGGUCAAAAAAUCUGUAACUCCUCCUUUAAGAAAACCAACAGUAUCAGAAAGCUCUGAUUUAUCUACUAGUUCAUCAUCCUCGUCUUCAUCUUCAUCUUCAUCUACUUCCGAUAAUUCUCGCAAGUCCAAUCGAUCUUCGUGCAGUCCUUACAAACGAGACGGACUGUUCCAGAAGAAGGAUUAUAGGAGUUUCAGCUCUGAGGACAGAGAAAGCGCCACACCAGUGGAAGAGAGACGAAUAGUGUUCGUGGGCAAGUUGGAAAAGGACAUCAAUAAGAUGACACUUAGAGGGUUGUUCUCAAAGUUUGGGAAAGUAAUGGAGGUGCGCCUGCACAGCAAGGAAGAUGGGACUCGGUACGGGUUCGUGACGUAUUCUCGGCCGAGAGACGCUUGGGCAGCGGUAGAAGCAGCAGCCAGCUUCCCGAACUAUGACGUCGGUUUCGGCGGCCGCCGCGCUUUCUGUCGACACACUUAUGCUGACCUAGACGGCUUAGAAGCCAAAUACACGGAGAGCGCAUUCCACGGGCAGGCAUCUGUACCGGCACGUCGUAAUAACGACCAGUCCUUUGAGGAGAUGCUGUUAGAAAUGAAGAAGACAUUAAAUCAAAGGAAAAACGAGAAGAAACGCAACGACGACGAGCCCAAGCCUUGACGAUUGCUCCACACUAGCCAUAUUUUAAAUAAAUUAACGCCGGCCAUUUUGACGAUACUCAAACUCGUGCAAAUGGCCGCCUACGUGGGGUGAGUGCAAUGACCCUUACUUUACACGUGUCAGUUGACAAGUGCGUUGUGCAAUGGGGAAAAAGACAAUUGAUUCGAAAGAAUUUGCUCACACUGUACCUAUUCCUAUUGUUUAAUUUUAGUAUACUUUCGUUCCUUAGUUUAGUUCUUUACCUCACUGUAAAUAGUAGUUAUAGUUGUGUAUUAUUAGUGGCGUACAUAGUUAUUAUGUAUAAUUUUUAUUAACUCUGCCUUUUAUGACUUGCCGGUUUUGGUUGAUAAUAAAAGGACAACUUCAAAAAGCA
Molecule: messenger RNA, 5203 nt
Organism: Achroia grisella
Lineage: Eukaryota; Metazoa; Arthropoda; Insecta; Lepidoptera; Pyralidae
Gene: srl
Exons: 8
Coding region: 115-4830 (1571 amino acids)
Biological process (GO): positive regulation of transcription by RNA polymerase II
Cellular component (GO): nucleus
Molecular function (GO): RNA binding; transcription factor binding
Source: RefSeq, a predicted model, not a curated record